Molecule: messenger RNA, 7728 nt
Organism: Thunnus maccoyii (southern bluefin tuna)
Lineage: Eukaryota; Metazoa; Chordata; Actinopteri; Scombriformes; Scombridae
Exons: 16
Coding region: 92-3487 (1131 amino acids)
Biological process (GO): regulation of transcription by RNA polymerase II
Molecular function (GO): RNA polymerase II cis-regulatory region sequence-specific DNA binding; DNA-binding transcription factor activity
Source: RefSeq, a predicted model, not a curated record
GCUUUUUUUCUCCCGUUAGUUUUGUUUCCAGCCGGACAGCAUUUGUUGCCGCACCAGUACCCGGCAGGGACCAAACAGUACCCGCGCGGUGAUGCUGCUGAGCUGGAGCACGAUGGCGGCGGAGACCGACGACAGCCUCGGUAACAUGUCCACAGCCGAGAUGCUGAGAGGAAUCAUCUCCGAGAAACUGACGACAGCCGCGCAGGAAAUCUUAGCGGUUGUUGAGAGAACCGUAGCCGGGUACGAGGAGGAGGCUUCGGGCUUCAGACAGGAGAUCGACCGGCAGAGGAGACAGCUGGAGGUUCUCAUGCAGCCUCAGGUCAAACUGGAGACAACAGACGACCAUCAGCUGUUUCCUGUCUGUGAGCCGGUACCAGAGGAGGCGGCAGGAGGAGGUGAACUCCAUGAGGAGGAAGAGCAGUACAAAUAUGAGCCCAGUGUGGAGGACGGCGGGAGUCUUGGCCUCCUGCUCUGCUACACUGAGGAUCAGACGGAGGAGGAACGAGAAGCGCGGAGCUCCACGCCGGACCAGGAACAUCUCACACCGCUGGAUUAUGACACGGCAUCAAGGUCGGUGUCUCCCAUAGUUCAGUCUGACAGGAGGAGCGCCGGCAGACGUCGGACCAGUGAACCGCAGGACCACGUAGACCUCAGGAUCCGCAUCCUGGAGGACUCUCAGAUCAGUGUGCUGUCAAAUAAUGUGUUUCAGAAAUAUCCGCUGCAGGAGCUGCAGUGUCCUCUGGGCCUGCAGGAGUCAGACUUCCUGGACCUGCUGAGGUCCACCUUCCCUCAGCUGGCUGCCGAUCAACCGUUUGACAUCUUCACCACCGAUCACAGCAGGAAACUACAGCCGCUCAGAGUGGCAACGCUGACACCAGAGAAGAUCUACAACAGGAUCAGGUCCACUGGGUAUUCAGCCCUCUACAUCCGAUUGAAGGAACAAGAGGAACCGCCGGUUGGUGACAAAGAGCUUCGUCCACUGCAGACAGAAGACGCUGAUCCUCCGUCUGACUCCAUCACCAUAACGACGAAUGAUAAAACCACCCUGUACACAAGGUUAUCGUCUCCCACGGUUCGGUCUGACAGGAAGAAGCGUGGCAGACGUCGGACCAGUGAACCUCAGGACCACGUAGACCUCAGGAUCUGCAUCCUUGAGGACUCUGAGAUCAGUGUGCUGUCAACCAACGUGUUUCGGAAAUAUCCGCUGCAGGAGCUGCAGUGUCCUCUCGGCCUGGACGAGUCAGACUUCCUGGACCUGCUGAGGUCCACCUUCCCUCAGCUGGCUGCUGAUCAACCGUUUGAUGUCUUCACCACCAACCACAGCAGGAAACUACAGCCGCUCAGAGUGGACACGCUGACACCAGAGGAGAUCUACGACAGGAUCAGGUCCACUGGGUAUUCAGCCCUCUACAUCCGACUGAAGACUAAACAUCUAACAUCUGUACUUCAGCGUCUGCAGUCCACUGAUGAAGAGCUUCAGCCGUCACAGAGAGACGCUGCUGAUCCUCAAACCGGCAACACGAGGUUAUCGUCUCCCAGAGUUCAGUCUGACAGAAGGAGCGCCCACAGGCGUCGGACCAGCGAACCACAGAACCACGUAGAUCUCAGGAUCCGCAUCCUGGAGGACUCUCAGAUCAGUGUGCUGUCCACCAACGUGUUUCAGAAAUAUCCGCUGCAGGAGCUGCAGUGUCCUCUGGGCCUGCAGGAGUCAGACUUCCUGGACCUGCUGAGGUCCACCUUCCCUCAGCUGGCUGCCGAUCGACCGUUUGACAUCUUCACGUGUGACAGAGCCAAGCGGCUGCAGCCUCUAACAGUAAAGACGUUGACGCCGGAGGAGAUCGACAGAACCAUCAGGUCGACCGGAGCAGGAACCUCAGCGCUCUACAUCCGACUGAAGGAACAGGCGGAGCUGAAAAAGAGUCAGAAAGACGACGCUGCUGGAGAUUCUCCGUCCGCCGCUGAUGAAAGCAGACUGUUGACAAAGUCAGUUUCUCUCACAGUUCACUCUGGCAGGAAGAGCGCCGCCAGACGUCGGAUCAGUGAACUGCAGGACCACAUAGACCUCAGGAUCCGCAUCCUGGAGGACUCUCAGAUCAGUGUGCUGUCAACCGCCGUGUUUCAGAAAUAUCCGCUGCGGGAGCUGCAGUGUCCUCUCGGCCUGCAGGAGUCAGACUUCCUGGACCUGCUGAGGUCCACCUUCCCUCAGCUGGCUGCCCAUCAACCGUUUGACGUCUUCACCACCGAUCACAGCAGGAAACUACAGCCGCUCAGAGUGGCCACGCUGACACCAGAGGAGAUCUACAACAAGAUCAGGUCCACAGGACAAGCCCUGUACAUCCGACUGAAGGAUUUGGGAACAAAACUCUUGUUCCAGAAACAAGAGGAAACUCAUCACCUGCAGAGGAAAACAGAUUCUCCAUCAACUUCUGAUCAAACCAGCCUGAACACAAAUUCCCAUGACAUCCAUGUUCAACAAGGAGAAGAAGACAUGGAGACAGAGGAAGCUGAUGAUGAUGAUUAUUCUACAAGAUUAGAGCCAGCGAAAGGCUUUCUAGUUCUUUCUGAGAGCGAAGGGGACAGAGACGACGACUGGGAGAAGAUCUCAGAGAAGACGAAGCGACGAGUCAAACGUUCAGGAGUCAAAACAAACCGCAGGAAGCUGAUCCAGUCGUCUAUGGAAGAGUUGGUUGAGAAGAGCGACGCUCUUCUGUCCUGUACAGUCUGCAGAGUCCUGCGCGGGUCGUUGAACAUGUUGAUAAAACACGCCUGGAGUCACGUGAACGAUCCACAGGGAGUUUGUGGAGUGUGCGGAGAACAUUCAGAGUCUGCAGAGGAGCUGAGGAGUCACCUGCAAAGCCACCAGAAAACUCACAGCUGCAACAUCUGCGAGAUGUAUUUCAUCUCCGCCAGCGGCCUCAAAGGACACAUGGCUCGACACAGAAGAGAGAAAACGUACGAGUGUAAGAUUUGCCGUAAAGAGUUCUUCCAAAAGUCGGCGCUGAAGAAUCACAGUUGGGUCCACGUGGAGGAAAAACCUCACAAAUGUGACUUUUGCGAGAAAUCAUUCGUCUCUAACUUAAACCUCAAAGUUCACAUGACCAAACACACUGGCGAGAAGCCGUAUCACUGCAGCGUCUGCAAUAAAUCUGUUCGCAGCUUUGAAAGUCUGUCCCAGCACAUGAGGAGGCACUCGGGUCACACGGUCCAAGAGAGAACGUACGAGUGCGACAUCUGCAGAAGAAAGUUUCAUACAAAACAUCAGCAACAAGCUCACCUGAAAUACCACUCCAGAGAGAAGCCGCAUGCUUGCAGCAAAUGCAGCAAACAGUUUUUCGCCAGGGCCAGUCUGGUGACUCACAUGAGGAUCCACACCGGAGAGAAGCCCUACAAGUGCCCUGUAUGUGACAUGGCCUUCAGUCAGAGCCACUGCGUGAAAAGACACAUGAAGACCCACCUGGUGGAAGAAAACGUCUGGAUGAAGGAUUAAUGUUACUGAAUGUUUCAGGAGAUUUCACAUGAUCACAGCUUCUGUUUGCACAAAUUGUUUUGUUGUUAAAUAUGAUUCAUUUGUACCUUGGUGCCUGAAGCAACUUGAAAGACAAGGCAGUUCUAUUUGUCUCUCAAUACUUUCCUUUCCUACUUGGUCUGUGUCUCUCAGCUCCAAAUCUGUUUGUUCCUACUGAAAAACCUUUAAAAACAGCUCAAAAAUAUAUAGUUUCAUUUUUAAAGAUGAACCUGCAAUCAGGUUUACCAGUGUCCAAGCACCCAACAUAACCAAACGUUCACUGACCCAGGUUGAUUCGUUUUAGUACAUUUUAUAUAAAAAAGCUUGUUAAAAUUACUGUUUAAAAGAUUUAGGUGGGAGCGUUUUUAAAGUAAAAGUCUGGUGAUAUUCUAUAUCAUAUAAAUCUCUCAAUGCGUUGCUCCUUCUCUACUGUCUGUGGCUCUUAACUCCAAGCCCAUUGGUUCCUACUGAUACAUUUAAAAAAGCAGCAGUUUAAACUAGACCUGCGAGUAGAUAGACCGAGGUCCAAGCCUGUGACAAAACUCCAAACCAAAAGCUCACUGUACCCGGGUUGGUUGGGAAGCUGAAGGCAUGGUUAGUAUAAAGUUACUGAAACAGGAGGAAAUCGUGCAUUUGUUGGGGACUACUUUUUGCUGCGGGUGGAUCCACAUUUGAUGCUCUAGUCAGUACUUCUGGCUGCAGAAUUACUUUUUUUGGGGGAACUUUGUGAUAGUUGAGUAAUUGUUUUAGUCAUUUUUAAGGCAAGUAUUUGUUUGACACUUUUUAACAAAGAGCUUUACAUAAAACAGAAAGGACAAGAUAUAAAAGGAGAAUAAAAUUUUAAGAAAUUGGAAAAUACCAAACAUUCACUCGUUACAGCUUCUCAGUUGUGAUGGUUUCCUGCUGUUCAUUGAUUUUAUGUGAAUUGUAAAUUGAUAUUUUUGGGGGGAUAUGGACUGUUGAUCAGGCAAAACAGGCUACUUUAAGAUAAACUUGGGUUUUAGGUAAUUGUAUCAGUUUUUUAAUAUUAUCUGACAGAUUGAACAAUUAACUGUAAAAAAAACACACGGAUAACGAAAAGGAAGGAACAUGUCGUCCGGUGCAGGGCUUGGUGUGUUUUCAAAGGUUUUUGGACAAUAAUGGAGCUCUUUACUACUCAUCUACUACUUAGCCCUUUGUAUUCCCUAAAGAACAUAGGCCAAUGACGAAAGCUCUCCAUCCUCUCUGGUCUUGUGCCCUUCGAUCCAGUUGUUGCCUUUCAGCCUUAAUCUCCAGCUGGUUCUAGGUCUUCCUCUGUUUCCAUUUUAGUGCCUGUUUGGUGAUUUAUUGAUUGAUUGAUUGUGUCUUCUGAGUUUCCGGCCAAUCCAGCUCCACUUCCUCCUCAUAAUUUGAAGUUCUAAUGGUUUUUGCUGGGUGUGUUCCCACAGGUUGGAGUCGGUGAUGGUAUCUGGCCAGUAGACUCCCAGGAGGUGUCGGAAGCAGCUGCUGAUGAAUGUGUGUAGUUUGUUGAGUAUGUUGUUGGUGAUUUGUUUCUGAUCCAUACAACAGAACAGAUUUGACGUUUGAAAGUUAAAAGUUUUCAGUUUGGUUUUAAGUGCUAGGUUUUUUGUUCUCCAGGUGUUAUUUAGGAUGUUGAAUACUUCUUGCUUUUCCCAUUCCGGUUGGACAUCUUCCUCCGUCCACAGUAAUUAUACUCCCAAGCUACGUAAAACCGUCUACCUCCUCUAGUUGACUAUGAUCAUUGGUGCAUUUUUCUUGCCUUGUGUUUUUGGUGUGUUGAUCUUGAGUCCAAGCGUAGCAACAGUUCUUUGUAGUUUGUGUGAUUUGUCUUGCAUCUGUUAGUCGGUGUGUCAUCAGCAGAAUCUGGAUCCUGUAGCUGUUCAGCCGGGCUCCACUGUAUGCUGGUUCUGCUGUUGUUGGUUUCUUGGUUCAUGGUCAAGUCUAUGAGUCUAGUGGAUUUGUCUUUUUUCUCUCUACCACUUCUUCAUGUGUCCUAUAUGGUCUUCAGACCUUUUCACAUCUCCUCCAGUGAUCUUUGGGAUUCUGUUUCUUGGUCAUGUAGAGCUUCAAACCGGUUCUGUAAUGUGACCUGGAAUAGUUCCAAUGUGCCUAUUUCUUAAAAUUGCUGUAUGUUAAAUUUGACUCUUCCUUCUCUGGGAUUCAUGCGUUUGAUGGUCUGACCCAGCGUCAGCUCCCCUUUUCACUCUGACAUCCAGCGGGGAGUACCUAAACUGGUUGAUGCAGAUGUGGUCAAUCUGACUUUUGGUUGUGUGGUUAGCGGAAACCCAUGUUGCUUUAUGGACAUCCUUGAAGGGGAAAACUGAACCUCCAAUAACCUAGUUGUUGUCUGCACAAAUUGCUUCAUUCAUUGUACCAAGCCCUUACUUUCCUAUUAUCAGCUCCUAACCGUUGUUGUUUCUCUCUGUCUUCCAUUAAAGUCAUGAUGGCCUUUCCUUUCUUGGUCUGGAGUCUCAGAUGUAGUUGGUUGUAGAAGUGGUCCUUGGUUUCAUCUGCGUCGUUGAUGGGGGCGUAGCAUUGUACGAUUUUAAAGGUUUAUUUUCUUAUGCGUAGUAUAAAAUUUUGCUGUAAUGAGUAAUUAAUUAAUGUAAUUGAGUUGAUGAUUUCCCAGCUGAUGAGGUCCCUCUGGGCCUCUUUGGAUAGCAUGAACCCUAAUCUCUCUGUAUGUGGUGAAGAGUCAUCUGGGUGCCCUCAGUACAAUAUGGACUCACCACUGGCCAGUUUAACCUGCUCUGACUGGAGACAUCUGGUUUCACACAGACCCAGGAGAGAUAUUCUGCACCUCCUCAACUCCUCCGUUAUUACUGCUGUCUUUCCUCUUGCAUACAUGUUCCUGACGGUCCGUGUUGCAAUGCUGAUGGAUCGUCUAGGUGUUAGAAGAUCCAGACGCACGGUUUUCCAUGUACAUCGUCAUUUUCUCUUUAGCCUGGAAACUGAAGAGUCUUCCUUUCCAAGGCUUUGGGAUUUCUAGGUUUUCAUCGACGUUUCUGUAGCAUGAAUGUUUUUUACGGGUUGGGGUUGCUACCCUCAAGCCCAACCUUCCACCAUUUCUGGUUUAAGGUGCGUUUUGGAAUUGAAUUCUUAGACCCCUCUCUUAACCUGUUGUCUUCCAGGUAAUGGAUUACAGUCACAUACCGCACAAAACCAGACAGAUUUAGGGUUGUGUACAAGCUGUCUCGGCACAUCAAGCCCAACCAACUCCUGCUACUAUGUAAUGAAAGCUGCAACCACUACAACAGUGUAUCUAUUGCAAACAUUUCAUACCGGCAGCAUGAGACAGAAUGGAGCUCUAUGACACAGACAAUAUGAUAUAUCAGGCUUUUAUACACACAAACAAUACUUGUGGAUAAUAAGUAGAUCAAUUAAUUGUUGAUUCUGGUAUUUUCAUGACUAAAAUUGAUUGUUGAAAAUAAGAAAAACAGAAAAUCACCAGACUUUAAGCGCACAUGAUCCAGGAAUUAUGUGUUUUAGCAGGAACGUCAGAUGGACUGUAGCCAUCAAAAAUGUCCGAAAAGUGUAAAUUUUUUUGUUUUUGACUCAGUUUCAACACUGAGCUCUAUGUGGGGACCCAAGAAAAGAAAAAUGCUGAUUAUUGGAAUUUUAUUGAAUCCUCACAAGUCACAAGAUGAAGGAAAACAAAUUAUGGUUAAGUAGGUUGUUACAUGUUGGGCUGUUUGAGUUAAAUAUUGAUGCACCUUUCAUGAGAUGUUUCAGGUCAGAGUGAUUAACAGUAAAUACAUAUAUCACAAAGGUGUAAAACUUCCUGGUGUUCAGGCUUUUUUGUGUUUAUCUACAGCAAAGAUGUUGCCAUCAAGAACACAGCAAUGCAUCAAAACUGAUAAAUGUUGUCAUAUGUUGACUGAAAAGAAGUUUAUUAUUGGUUGAGCUCAAGUACAAGAGGUUACAUCUCUGUAUUUUUUGGGAAACAACUUAUGAUUUUUACAUGAUAUGAAGUUUUUUCUAGUUAUGAUUUUAGAGUUCAUUCAUCUUUUUUUUUUAGCAAAAAUUGUCAUUUUUACAUUUGAUCACAACUUAUUGCUACUGCAAGUUUUUUGUUUUGUUUUUGCUUUUAUCAGUGUCAUUAUUUUAAUGAAGUUCUGAUCAUUUUGAAAACACAUGAAAGCUGUUCCUGCAUUUUGUUGAAUGGAGUUUUUAUACUGUAAAUAAAAGUUGUGUUGAGUUGCUGGUUGACAUCUCCAACUGCC